GAAGGAGCCCAUUUGAAGGAGGGAAUGCCGCCAGCGACCGCUAGGCGGCGUAUGAUGGAAACGAUCAGCCACGCAUAGUAACCUCCUCGAAUCGUCAAACAUUGCCAUGGUUAAAAGGGCCGGAGAGAGACAGUGAUCAGGUAAAAUAAUCUCCUUUGCAACGGGAGGGGAAAGAAGGCAUCCCCGCAGGUUUAAACCAACAGCAGCAUGCCCAGAAUUUAAUCUAUGCUGCGCUGGAUUGUCAAGCAACAGUACCGGGACGGAAGCAGUUUAGCCUGGAUAAUCACUUGACCCCUCCUGAUUCCUCUGUGGAACGUUCCCGGGAGGGAAGCAUUGUGACGUCAACGCACCUACUUAAUCCUCCCUGUUGAGGGGGAGCCUGGAGCCAUGAGGUCAUCGAAGCGGCCAGUCUAACUAUCCCGAGAGCAGCGCCAGCACCAGCAGCAGCGGCAGUUUCAGCGGCGGGGGGGGGGAGGGGAAAAGCCUGCCCAAGCAAGGCCGCUUGGGAUCUCUCGCAGCCGCACUCCAGCUGCAAACCGAGGCUCGCCGCCACCGCCGGGAGUUUCUGGCAAAAGCAUGGAGGAGGCUGACGCGAAAGAGCUGCAGGUCGGCUCCUGGCUGCCCGUGCUGGUGGAGCAAAUGGUGAACGAUACCCUGGUAGUCACCUUGAGCUGCGGGGAGAGGCGGUUCACCGGGAUCCUCCUGGAUUGCACUAAAAAGUCUGGACUAUUCUGUGUUCCACCAGCCUCCUUACCAAAGACAGACGAUCCUCUUAACAAAAGUUGCACUAAUGGGAAAACUGAAGACAGACCAUCCAUAGACCUGGAGGCUGAGCAGUGGUGUUCAGAAGGAAAACCCACCAAGGCCAAUGGAGAGGAGCAAGUCCCGCCCCUCUUGCCUCCACCACCAACGGGCAGUGUUCCUCCUUACCCUCCCUAUUUUGAAGGAGCCCCCUUCCCCCCUCCAUUAUGGUUACGGCACACAUAUAAUCAGUGGGUACCUCAGCCACCUCCGAAAACCAUAAAAAGGACAAAGAGGCGCUUGUCCCGAAACAGAGACCCUGGGAGGCUCAUCAUGAGCACAAUUAGGCUGAGACCGAGGCAAGUGCUUUGUGAGAAAUGCAAGAACACACUGAAUCCAGAGGAAGGUAUCAAAGCCCACCAAAAUGCAAAAACCCAGAGGAAGCUGAGCAUCCAAGAUAAGGAACAGAAAAGACACAGCGAAUCAGAAUAUGUAGAGAAAAAGAGCAAAAGAGAAAGGCGAGAGGAUGAAAAGUUUUCCAGGGAACAGCUGCAAAGGACUCCAGUUAUAAAAAUAUCUUACAGCACCCCUCAGGGAAAAGGUGAAGUUGUGAAAAUUCCCUCCCGCAUUCAUGGUUCGGGGAAGCCAUUUUGCUCUCAGCGACUUCUCCAGAAUGGUGGGGACGACCAAGAUGAGGCCCAAGACUCAGAACAAGAUCAGGAAAGCAAAUGUUUUAUGGACAAGCAAUCCGGUGGGCACCAUGCUUCCAUUCCAAAGCUAAAGUUAACUAGGCCUGUGCAUUCCAGUGCAGAUGUGCCCCCGCCCAAAAUCCGUCUGAAGCCCCAUCGGCUCAGUGAAGGGGAUAAUGUUUCCAUUUACAAAGCCGAACUUAUUGAUGAGAUGAAUGUUCUUCCCAGCAGUGGAGAGUCUGCUGCUGCUGCUGCGGCAGCUGCUUUUUACAGUGAGUCUGCAGAACGGAGUCUAGCUGAGAUGUCUUCAGGGAGUUCCUGUGAAGAUGAUGACUUCAAAAGGUUUCCUCAAGGCAAAGAUGGACACGAUAACUUGGCUUUUCUCAUGAAUUAUCGCAAACGGAAAGCAGACUCUUCCAGCUUGUCGGUGUGCAGCAACGACAGCCUCGAAUCUAAAUCUUCCAGUUCAGAAGUGGCAUCGCCAGAAAUAUGUGACUUUUUACCUGGGGAUGACGCCUCUGUCUCCUCAUCUUCUAAAGAUGAUCGUAAAAUUGUGCCCCCACUGACAGUUAGACUACACACCCAAAGUGUCUCCAAAUGUGUGACUGAAGAUGGAAGGACUGUUUCAGUCGGAGACGUUGUCUGGGGCAAAAUCCAUGGCUUUCCUUGGUGGCCCGCCCGUGUUCUUGACAUAAAUCUUAGCCAGAAAGAAAAUGGAGACCCUUCCUGGCAGGAAGCAAAAGUUUCAUGGUUUGGUUCUCCAACAACCUCUUUCUUGUCACUAUCAAAACUAUCCCCUUUUUCUGAAUAUUUCAAACUACGAUUUAACCGUAAGAAGAAAGGGAUGUAUCGGAAAGCUAUUACAGAAGCUGCGAAGGCCGUGGAACAUUUGACUCCAGAAAUAAGAGACCUCUUAACACAAUUUGAAACAUAAUUUUGUCUUCAAAAACAACAAGAUCAGUAUUACUGCAAGGAAGAAAACAACUGCUGAGAAUCUUGUCUACUCUGCAAUGUUAAGUAUUUCUUAAGGCUGUAGUUGUAUUUUUGCCUAAGUUAAAGACUUGAAAUAAGCAGGUCGUUUAGUUUUCUUGCCAACAAUACAGAAGUGAUUUGUCAAUGCCUUUCUUUGAGUUAUAUAUUUAUUUUCCAAUUUAGCUUACAGUUUUGCUGUUAAAGUAUAAAAUGAGGACAGAUGAAAUUGCAAUUGUUAAGAACUAGUAUUAAGCAGCUAUUGUUAAAGGACCAGAGACAUUGAGGUUAUUUAUGUGGAAGAUAUAAAUAGUAAUGCUGAAGUUCAUGUAAGGUUGAGAGAAAUGAGAGAUAAGAGAUAUUGAAAGAUACACUGUAAUUUAUCCCUUGACUUCAUAAAUUAUCUGAGGAUAAUGUAAUUUAUGGAAGUUUUAAAUGGCGUAUAGGGCCCACAACACACUGCCUGCAGGGAAUUGAUUGAUACAGCGGAGAGCCAGUGGUUAAAAUGUUGACUAGGAUUAGAGAGACACUUGAAGUCCAGAGUUGGCCUUAAAAGUUCCCUAAAUGACUCUAGACUAAUAAUUCUCAGCCUAACCUACUGAAAAAAUUGUUGUAGGAAAUAAUUGACGGAAUAUAUAUUACUUUCUGCUUAGGGCAUAAAUCAAAUAAAUAUACGUAUGCAAACAUUUUGAAUUUUACUUUUAAUUUUUAGCACACAGGAAGUAUCCUAAUUUGAAGGCCUUUCCCCUUGAAGGGAUCAAAGUCAGAACUCUUCCAGAAAAGCCAAAAUGGUUUUGCACAUUUCUCAAGACAAUUCUAUUUAGGAAGGAUUCUAGCCACUGCAGAACCCUUGGCUUAAAGUUGAAUACUUCCUUGGCUCCAAAUUAGCAGAAGAAUGGGGGUACCGAGAGUGCAAAAUACUGGCUAAGCGUAUUUUUACAAAAGAAGUUAAUCUGAGCAAUAUCGCCUUCCUUCAAAUAUUAUAACAGCCACAUCCCUUGAAGCUUCACAUGGCUGCUUUGAUUUGCUGGUGGUCAUGGAAGAAGUGCUUGUCUAUGCUUGUGCAGAUAGCGGGAAAUGGCAUAUACAUUAAACUUUGGAUUCAGAAGCCUAAAAAGUGUUCAUCUGCAGCAUAAGACUCAGCAAUAUUACUGGGGCUUAUAGUAGAACAUUGCACCAAAGAUACAUGGAUGUGUGGAUGAUCUGGCUGCAACCUGUCACCCCAUUCAUUGCCAGGGUUGAUUCAGCUGAUCUGGUUGGCUAGACAGGUGUCCCCUUCCUUCCUGUUCCAUUGCAUCUCUUCCGAUGCUGCGUGCUCGGUAGAAGAGGACGACUAUCCCAGAUAGGAGUGUGCCAAUCAAGGAUAUACAAUAGCUGAGCUUCCCCGCUACAAACUCCAAAAGAUACAUGGUAGAAGUCAUAAGAUUUGCAUUGCUGACUGGAAAUUGAAGUCCACACAUCUUAAAGUUGCCAAGAUUGCAAAUCAAUUAAAGUUGCACCAAAACCAGCACAGAAAUUUUUGGGUUUUGUGAUUUUUAUAGUGUAUCUUUUACACAGUGUUCUUUGUUACAUAUGUACUGUAAGCCCCAGAAUUUUUUCUGUGUCUUAGAUUGCAGGUGAAAUUUUUUUAGACUUCUGUAUCUAUAAUGUAUAUGUAUAAAAGAGAAGAAUUUCCUAAAAUCCAAAGUUUAUCAAUAUAGAUUCAAAUGAUCUUAGUGAAGGCUCCUCUGGUGCACAUUCUUAAAAUCGAGGAAUAAAAUCUCAUGAAUACAAGCUGUCCAGGAAAUGUGUUUUCAGCACAUGUGCUGAAUAUGUAGCAUUUGAAAACCAGCCCUGUUUUUUCCCAAAAGUUUGUUAAUAUAGUAGUUUCAACCAAAGUUGAAGGAAAGGAAGACGUUAUUUUGAUUGUUCUUAUUGUGAGUCACAAAAUCUUGCUAUUUACUAAUAGAUCUCAGGUCCACCCUUUUCCGGAUCUUGAUUUAGGCUCUUGUUUAGUACCAUAACUAUUUAUUUUCAAGUUGAAAUGAGCCAUGAAAGCUGAAUGUUCUCUUUGAAAAUGGUUUUCUUUUUAGCAGUGAUUUUAUGUAGAUUUUUGUGCUCCAAGAUUUGUGUCAUACUAACACCUGGUGUUAGUAAUGAAAUUACUCAUGGUCCAAACAGUGAAGUUAGCUUUUUAAUGUCACUGGGUUCUAGUGUUUGGGCGAUUCUCUACCUCAGCAAAUUUAUGAAAAAUAUAUUUGUCUCAGGCUGUGGUCUGAGUGUUCCAAGACUUGAACACUCAAGUCAUUUUGGUACUUGAAAAUAGUGAAAGUUAAGGGCACCAGAAGAAAAUUACUUUCUUUUUGCAGUCAGAAACCUGGUUAAGCUAUGAAACCAAAGUCUUUCCUUUCUAUUCUAGUUUUGAAUAUGCUCACCACUAAAAGUUGAUAAUUGAGUAGCUGUCAGUUUUACACAGUGCACAGCUGGUUUAGACACCACUGUAUUGUGGGCAUAUUUUGGUGCAGUGACUAAGAAACCAGGAAGCUGUGUUCUAGCCUCCCUUAAGCAUGAAAAACCAGCUGGAUGACUUUGAGCCAGUCACUCUCUCUCGGCCCACCCCACCUCACAAGGUUGUUGUAGGAAAAAUAGGAAGUAGGAGUAGUAGCUUUGUUUGGUGCCUUUAGUUGACCAAAAUAUAUAUUUUUAAAGGAUAAAAAUAUAUAAUAAUUUAUGUAAUAAUCCCUAAAAUUUAUAAAAUAGUUUAUAUAAUAAUUCCUACAAUUUAUUUCUUAAUAUUUAUAACUAGUGAUUUAUCAUUAUCAUUCAUUAUAAUUAGUGUUUAUUAACAUACUGGGUACCUACCAAAACUGUUAGAAAAUCUACAUAUUGACAAAAUUUCCAUCAGUCAAUUGCAAAAGGCCACACUGUUUGGCUUGGCAGAUAUACUAUACUGAUCCAUUACAAUAUUCUGAGUUCUUGGAAAUAACUCAGUGUGGAUGGAGGCCAACACCAGCUAAAGAACUGGCAGGGGUGAAUAAUAAUGAACAACACUUGACUAUCUACCUGGGGUAGGCAGAUAUUCUUGAACAGUAUCAAAUAUUUGCCUAUUUCAGGUCCUUGGGUAGGACUCAAUAGGUGGAUAAAAUUGCCAUAUCCAGUCUGGCAAUGCGCACGCGAUCCCCCCUCCCCCCCCACCCACUCCUGGCACGCGAUGGUAGGCCUGUUUUUCUUUCUCACCUGGUCCAGACCCUCUCUAUGCAUCUGGGGAGGGUAAAAACAGCCUUCCCCACCCCCUUGGAGGCCCUCCGGAGGCCUGAAAGGGCCCAUUUCCCAACUUCCAGUUGGACAGGAAGUGACGUUUUUUGUUGUCCCCAGCUUCCAAAGACUCCUGGAGGCCAAGUGCUUAUUUCAGAGUUCAAAAAAAUAUAAGACAGGGUCUUAUUUUUGGAGAAACACAGUAUCUUGGUAGCUGGAUGCAUCUUUAUUCCACUAUCUCCUGUAUGCUCAAAGUGGUUCUUUUUCCAAAGAUGCCUACUUUGGGAACAUUUCAUGUGAUUUUUUUAAAAAAGGCAGUUUUAAAGAUUUUUUUAAAAAGUGCGCAAACAGUUUUUCAUUUCCUUUUCAAAUUAUUUUCUUUCCCCUCUUUC
Pantherophis guttatus is the source of this 6025-nucleotide messenger RNA. It is a transcript of the gene PWWP2B, whose product is annotated as PWWP domain containing 2B. Gene Ontology annotation, cellular component: nucleoplasm; nucleus. The record is from RefSeq and is a predicted model, not a curated record. Lineage: Eukaryota; Metazoa; Chordata; Lepidosauria; Squamata; Colubridae.